Molecule: messenger RNA, 1284 nt
Organism: Nomascus leucogenys (northern white-cheeked gibbon)
Lineage: Eukaryota; Metazoa; Chordata; Mammalia; Primates; Hylobatidae
Product: cytochrome P450 2C8-like
Exons: 8
Biological process (GO): arachidonate metabolic process; xenobiotic metabolic process
Cellular component (GO): cytoplasm; intracellular membrane-bounded organelle
Molecular function (GO): oxidoreductase activity, acting on paired donors, with incorporation or reduction of molecular oxygen, reduced flavin or flavoprotein as one donor, and incorporation of one atom of oxygen; heme binding; iron ion binding
Source: RefSeq, a predicted model, not a curated record
AUGUUGACUGCCCUUUGCCACACUCUUCGGACACGAAGCCUCUCCCUGUGCCCUGAGAUCAUCCUGGCCGGAGCACAGCACGGCAGUGGGCACAUUGGACAAGUUAAACACAACCGCAAGAAAUGGAAUUCUCCUUCUGUGUUCAGGUGUAUGGAGCUGGCACAGAGUGUGUUCACCGUGUGCGUGGGCGCGAUCCCCGUCGUGGUGCUGAGUGGCUUCCGGGCAGUGAAGGAAGCGCUGGUCUCCAACUCGGAGCAGUUCUCUGGCAGGCCCCUCACCCCGCUCUUCCAGGACCUGUUUGGAGAACGAGGCAGGGCUGCCCCUCCUGCUGGGGAGGGGGAGGCGGCUAGAUGGUCACUAUACUCAGGGAGUCGUGGCUGGCUCAGAGCUGUUAACAGAGAGGGGACUGCCAGGACCUGUCUGUAUGACGUGUUUCCCUGGGCCCUCCGCCACCUCCCAGGACCCCACCAGGAGAUAUUUAGGUACCAAGAGGUCGUGCAGAGCUUCAUCUGCCAGGAGAUCACCAGGCACAAACUCAGGGCACCAGAGGCCUCCAAGGACUUCAUCAGCUGCUGCCUGGCCCAGAUCUCCAAGGCCAUGGAUGACCCUGUCUCCACAUUCGACGAGGAGAACCUGGUCCAGGUGGUGAUCAGCCUGUCUCUGGGAGGCACCGACACCACAGCCACCACCCUGCGCCGGGCACUCAUCCACAUGAUCCAGCAUGGAGCUGCCCAGGAGAGGGUGUAGCCAGAGCUGGACGAGGUGCUGGGCACUGCCCCGGUUGUCUGCUGUGAAGACCGCAAGCGACUGCCUUACAUCCGUGCUGUCCGCCAUGAGGUGCAGCGCCUCAGCAGCGUCGUGGCUGUGGGUGCCGUGCACCUGUGUGUGACCUCCACUCGUGUGUGCAGCUAUCCCAUGAGCAAGGGCACCAUCAUCUUACCCAACCUGGCCUCUGUGCUCUACGACCCUGAGUGCUGGGAGACCCCUCGACAGUUCAACCCUGGCCACUUCUCGGACAAGGAUGGAAACUUUGUGGCCAAUGAGGCCUUCCUGCCAUUCUCUACAGGGCAUCGUGUGUACCCAGGGGACCAGCUGGCUCGAAUGGAGCUCUUCCUGAUGUUUGCCACCUUCCUCAGGGCCUUUCGGUUCCAACUGCCAGAAGGGAGCCUGGGGCUCAAGCUGGAGUACAUCUUUGGGGGCACUUUACAACCCCAGCCCCAGGAGAUCUGCGCGGUGCCCUGCCUGAGCAGCCCCAGCCCUGGUCCUAGGGAGGAUGGCCUGUAG